This is a messenger RNA of Lactuca sativa (garden lettuce), 640 nucleotides long. It is a transcript of the gene BRK1, whose product is annotated as BRICK1. Gene Ontology annotation, cellular component: SCAR complex. Gene Ontology annotation, biological process: cell motility; actin filament organization; regulation of actin polymerization or depolymerization. NCBI's taxonomy places the organism in Eukaryota, Viridiplantae, Streptophyta, Magnoliopsida, Asterales, Asteraceae. Gene Ontology annotation, molecular function: protein-containing complex binding. The record is from RefSeq and is a predicted model, not a curated record.
AAAAAUCACAAUCAUGUUUGGCUUCGAAUCCUUUGCUUAACUCACACAACACACAACAAUAAGAAAUCAUCAUCAACGAUUCACCGAUUCAUCUAAACAGCAGUUGAAUCAAGCAAUCAGAAUCAAUCGACAGAGAAAUGGCUCGAGCUGGAGGAAUAACGAAUGCAGUAAACGUAGGGAUAGCAGUACAAGCUGAUUGGGAGAAUCGAGAAUUCAUUUCUCACAUCUCCCUCAAUGUUCGUCAACUCUUCGAUUUCCUUGUUCAAUUCGAGGCUACAACAAAGAGCAAAUUGGCAUCUCUGAAUGAGAAACUUGACACACUAGAGCGUCGUCUAGAAAUGCUUGAAGUACAAGUGGGUACUGCUACAGCCAAUCCAAAUUUAUUCAAGACUUGAUUUCCUCGACUAUGGCAUUGUAGAGAAAAAAAAAGCAAAAGCAAAGGCCAACAUCAGAAUGUGAGGUGAUUAAGCUUGUUCAAAAAAUUCAGUAUGAUACGUAUGAAGUUUGUUUUGCCUUAUUUUUCCAUAUAUUUAUUCAUGUAGCUGAUCUGUGCAUUUUGUAAUUGGAAGAGUUCCCUUCUCUUUGUUUUCAUAUCACUUUUUAUCUCAAUGAAGAUUUGAAUGCAGUUUGUUGUGCCUUC